Messenger RNA from Conger conger (European conger), 2245 nucleotides. RefSeq names its product polypeptide N-acetylgalactosaminyltransferase 17 (gene galnt17). Bases 115 to 2031 code for a protein of 638 amino acids. The record is from RefSeq and is a predicted model, not a curated record. The transcript is spliced from 12 exons. NCBI's taxonomy places the organism in Eukaryota, Metazoa, Chordata, Actinopteri, Anguilliformes, Congridae. Gene Ontology annotation, cellular component: Golgi apparatus.
UGUUUGAUUAUUGUAAUGAGUGAACGGAUACAUUUAGCAGGCUAUAUGCUAUUCGGUGAACGAGGAUUUGGCGAUGGGAUUGUGUUUAGUUGUAUAGGCUAGCCGUCUGAACGCAUGAGCAACGCAGGUUGGAAUGUUGUGGUACCAUUCCGAAGCCUUAUGAACACAAUCCGAAAUAUGAUCACUGCGGGAUGCUGCCUGCAACGCGACGCGAUGCUCGUCAGAUUCUGGACUCUCAUGGCUGUCGCGCGGCGAAGAUGGAAAAUAUUCCUCGUCAUUAACAUAAUUGCCGUGGCGGGGUUUAUGUUUUUCUGGGCUAAGUGCAGCUCUAAUACAACCACCGCCAUCGGCCACGACUCUCACAGCAAUGUGAAAAGGCACAACCGCUACAACCACACUGUUCAGAGGUCAAGCAUAAGUCAUGAAGCCCUGCUGAAGAGACUUUCAUCUCUGGAGGACGUAGUCUACAGACAGCUUAAUGGUUUAUCAAAGUCGCUUGGACUUACUGAAGGUUUCGGAGGUAGAGGGAAAGGGGGCUUGCCUGCGACUCUAAGUCCUGCCGAGGAGGCUAAUGCCAAAUACCUGAGGGAAAAGUACGGGUACAAUGCCUACCUUAGCGACCAAAUUUCACUGGACCGAUCCAUCCCAGACUUCCGCCCAAGCAAGUGUAAGAAGUCCACGUACCCAAGGGAUCUCCCACAAAUCUCCCUCAUCUUCAUCUUUGUGAAUGAAGCCCUGUCUGUGCUCCUGCGCUCCAUCCAUUCAGCUGUCAAUCACACCCCAGCACACCUGCUCAAGGAAAUCAUUCUGGUGGAUGACAACAGUGAUGAUGACCAGUUGAAGGCUCCGCUGGAGGACUACACGAGCAGGCGCUAUCCCGGCCUGGUGAAGGUCGUCCGGAAUCAGAAGCGGGAGGGGCUCAUCCGUGCUCGAGUCCAGGGCUGGAAAGCAGCCGCAGGGGAUGUGACAGGAUUCUUUGACGCCCAUGUGGAAUUCACACCCCUUUGGGCGGAACCGGUCCUGGCACGAAUAAGAGAGGACCGGCGGAGGAUCGUCCUCCCCUCCAUCGAUAACGUCAGGCACGACACUUUCGCACUGGAGAAGUACGCGAGUUCCACACACAGCUACGACUGGCAACUCUGGUGCAUGUACAUGUACCCGCCUAAAGACUGGUGGGAUGCGGGAGAUCUGACGGCCCCCAUCAGGUCUCCUGCAAUGAUUGGUUGUUCUUUUGUGGUGCACCGUGAGUACUUUGGGGAGCUGGGCUUGCUGGACGACGGCAUGGAUGUUUACGGGGGAGAGAACGUUGAAUUGGGAAUUAGGGUCUGGCUGUGUGGCGGCAGUAUGGAGGUGUUGCCCUGCUCCAGGGUUGCUCACGUCGCACGAAUGAAGAAGCCGUACGUCAGCGAUAUCACGCCCCACGCCCGACGCAACGCCCUGCGCGUGGCCGAAGUCUGGAUGGACGAGUACAAGUCCAAUGUUUACCUGGCCUGGAACCUCCCCAUGAGUAAUCAUGGAAUUGACUACGGUGACAUCUCCCAGAGACUAGCCCUGAGGAGAAGCCUGCACUGUAAAAACUUUGAGUGGUACCUAGACAAUGUCUAUCCAGAGAUGAGGCGAUACAACGACACUGUUUUUUAUGGGGAAAUUCGUAAUAGCAAAGCGAGCAAUCUGUGCAUGGACCAUGGACCGCUGGAGAACCACACGGCGAUUCUCCAUCCAUGCCAUGGCUGGGGCCCACAGCUGGGCAGGUACACCACGGAUGGGCUUCUGUACCUGGGUUCUCUGGGCAGUCCAGGGGCGGAGGCCAGAUGUGUGGUGGAUGAUAGCGUCAGCCACAAGCCACAGAUGCUGAAAUGUGAGGAGAUCUCCAACGAGCAAACGAAAAGGUGGCAUUUCUCCCAGAAUGACUCCUUCAUCAACCAGGCUACCGGCCGCUGCCUGGAGGUGGCCAGUCUGAACGACGUGCUUGUUUUACAGCCCUGCACUGGGCAGAAAUGGAGCUUCAAAUACACCAUGAAACAGCCAUGACCGUAGAUCAGCUGUCACUGUCCGUCUUCUUUCCCCAAGUGGCAUGCACUGCUCCUGCCGCCGUCCUGUCAACUCCAUGAAAUAGACUAGCGCGACACGUCAUAGACACUAGAAUGGCGUUUUUGGAUUGGGACACUUCUAUUUGAACGUUGUCUUUCCACAAAUACUUUUUUUAGGGAAUGAGCUGAUUUUUGGGGAAUGAGGCGUGGUGUUG